Messenger RNA from Serinus canaria (Common canary), 1545 nucleotides. It is a transcript of the gene CHRNA10, whose product is annotated as cholinergic receptor nicotinic alpha 10 subunit. The transcript has 5 exons. Gene Ontology annotation, molecular function: transmembrane signaling receptor activity; acetylcholine-gated monoatomic cation-selective channel activity. Gene Ontology annotation, cellular component: neuron projection; synapse; postsynaptic membrane. Gene Ontology annotation, biological process: regulation of membrane potential; signal transduction; chemical synaptic transmission. Lineage: Eukaryota; Metazoa; Chordata; Aves; Passeriformes; Fringillidae. The record is from RefSeq and is a predicted model, not a curated record. Bases 1 to 1380 code for a protein of 459 amino acids.
AUGGAGCCCGGAGCUCGCCUCUGCCUCGCCCUCUGCCUCGCCGGCGUCCUCCCGGCCCCGGGCUGCCGGGCGGCGCCGGGAAGGUUCGCCUACAAACUGCUCCACGACCUCUUCGCCAACUACUCCAGCGCCCUGCGCCCCGUGGAGGACACGGACCGGGCGCUCAACGUCACCCUCAAGGUCACCUUGGCCCAGAUCAUCGACAUGGACGAGAGGAACCAGGUGCUCACCUCCUACCUGUGGGUCCGCCAGACCUGGCUGGACGCCCACCUCACCUGGGACAAGGACGAGUACGGCGGCAUCGACAGCAUCCGCAUUCCCAGCAGCUACGUCUGGCGGCCGGACAUCAUCCUCUACAAUAACGCCGACGAGCACUUCGGCGGCUCCAUGGAGACUAACGUGGUGCUGCGCUCCGACGGGCACAUCACGUGGGACUCGCCCGCAAUCACCAAGAGCUCCUGCAAGGUGGACGUGUCCUACUUCCCCUUCGACGGGCAGCAGUGCCGCCUCACCUUCGGCUCCUGGACCUACAACGGGAACCAGAUCGACCUCCGCAACCAGCUGGACACCGGCGACCUGACGGACUUCGUGGAGAACGUGGAGUGGGAGGUGCUGGGCAUGCCGGCCACCAGGAACGUCAUCACCUACGGCUGCUGCUCCGAGCCCUACCCCGACGUCACCUACACCCUGCUCCUGCGCCGCCGCGCCUCCUUCUACAUCUUCAACCUGCUCCUGCCCUGCAUCAUGGUCUCCUUCCUGGCGCCCCUGGGCUUCUACCUGCCGGCCGACUCGGGGGAGAAGGUGUCGCUGGGGGUGACGGUGCUGCUGGCCCUCACCGUGUUCCAGCUGCUGGUGGCCGAGAGCAUGCCCCCCUCGGAGAGCGUCCCGCUCAUCGGGAAGUACUACAUCGCCACCAUGACCAUGAUCACGGCCUCCACGGCGCUCACCAUCUUCAUCAUGAACGUGCACCACUGCGGGCCGGGGGCUCGGCCCGUGCCCCCCUGGGCGCGCCGGCUCAUCCUGCACCACAUGGCCCGGCUCUGCUGCGUCUACGAGGUGGGCGAGAGCUGCAAGGGCCCCCAGCGGGCGCCGGGCGGGCGGGCAGCCGCGGGGGAUGUCAGGGCAGCGGGGGAGAGCCCCGGCGAGGGGCAGGUGGGCAGGGAGGUGAGGGGCUGCCCCUGGGACCACUGCCUGUGCCACCACGACGCCCUGCUGAGGAACGUCGGGUACAUCGCCGGCUGCUUCCGGCGCCACCGCGCCAACCAGCGCCGCACCGGCGAGUGGAAGAAGGUGGCCAAGGUGAUGGACCGCUUCUUCAUGUGGGUCUUCUUCCUCAUGGUCUUCCUCAUGAGCGUGCUGGUCCUGGGCAACGCUGCCUGAUGGCUUUGCGGGCCCGGCACUGCGAGCCCCCCGGGACGGCGGGGGCUGCGGGUGCCUCGUGAGGGUGACACAAAUGUCCCUGGUGCCCCCCAGAGCUGCAGGGUGGGAGCUGCACCAUCCCUGGGGAAGAGGUGCCCGAGGGUGGGACCCCCUGCUGCAGGGCUG